Euleptes europaea (tarantolino) is the source of this 669-nucleotide messenger RNA. Its product is annotated as ankyrin repeat domain-containing protein 7-like. The coding region runs from base 1 to 669 and encodes 222 amino acids. NCBI's taxonomy places the organism in Eukaryota, Metazoa, Chordata, Lepidosauria, Squamata, Sphaerodactylidae. The transcript is spliced from 5 exons. Gene Ontology annotation, molecular function: protein binding. The record is from RefSeq and is a predicted model, not a curated record.
AUGAAGAAAUUACUUGGGUCCCUGAGGAAGAAGGAGCAGCCCUCGGGGUCUCGCUCGGAGGCCUCCUCGCUCGAUGGCGGCGCGGGCUGCGGGUACGGGCUGCGGCGCAAGGGCCUCAGCAAGCUGCACCGGGCGGCGGCCUGCGGGGACAUGAGGACGCUGAGCGCGCAAGUGAAGAAGCUCGACCUGAACCAGCUGGACAAGGCCCACAGAACACCUUUGCAUCUCGCCUGCGCCUAUGGAUCUACAAAUGCUGUUACUUUCUUGGUAGACAAGAAAUGUCAAUUAAAUCUCUGUGAUAAUGAUGGCAGAUCUCCGCUGAUAAAGGCUGUACAAUGUCAGGAGAUGUUUUGUGUCGGUUAUUUGCUGCAGCAUGAUGCAGACCCCAAUGUAGUGGAUUUAGACAGUAACACUGCCCUUCAUUUUGCUGCCUCUAAUUUUAGCAUCUCUAUAGCAGAAAAGCUACUUGAAUAUAACGCAAACAUUGAUGCACUGAACAAGGAUGGGAAUACACCUCUUAUGCUUGCUGUAGCAGGAAGUAAACAAGAAAUGGCAGAAUUUCUCCUUAAAAAAGGAGCAUCAGUACACAUUAAGGACAACUCAGGAAGUAUGGAGGAAUUCUUCCGGAUGUCAGAUGCUGAAUUUCAGAAGCUAAAAGUUCAAGAGUGA